CUCGCGUCCGGGGCGAAGUGGCGGUGGCUGCAGCGGCCGCGGCGGGCGUGCUCACUCGCGCCGCGCGAUGCCGGCCGCACGCGUGGAGUACAUCGCGCCCUGGUGGGUGGUGUGGCUGCACAGCGUCCCGCACCUCGGCCUGCGUCUGCAGCGCGUGGACAGCACCUUCAACCCCCGCGAGGAGAGUUACCAGGAGUCACUGCUGCUCCUGGGGCUGGUGGCCGCCGUCUGCCUGGGGCUGAACCUCAUCUUUCUCGUGGUUUACCUGGUCUGCGUGUGCUGCUGCAGGCAGGAUGACACGGUGCAGACCAAGCAGCGCAACUCCUGCUGUGUCACCUGGAUGGCCGUGGUGGCCGGGCUCGUCUGCUGUGCUGCAGUGGGCGUUGGUUUCUAUGGAAACAGCGAGACCAACGAUGGGGUGCACCAGCUGAUCUACUCCUUGGACAACGCGAACCACACCUUCUCUGGGAUCGAUGACCUGGUGUCCAGAACCACCCAGAAGAUGAAGGUGGACCUAGAACAGCACCUGGACCGGCUCAGUGAGAUCUUUGCCACCCGGGGCGAUUACAUCCAGACACUGAAGUUCGUGCAACAGAUGGCCAGCAGCGUCAUUGCCCAGCUGUCAAGGGUGCCCGUGUGGAGGGACGUCACAGCUCAGCUGACCGAGCUGGCUGACCAGACUAGCUACGUGGAGUACUACAGGUGGCUCUCCUACCUCCUGCUCUUCGUCCUCGACCUGAUCAUCUGCCUCAUUGCCUGCCUGGGACUGGCCAAGCACUCCAAGUGUCUCCUGGCCUUGAUGCUGUGCUGUGGGAUGCUGGCCCUGCUCCUCAGCUGGACGUCCCUGGCCGCUGACUCCGCUGCAGCAGUGGGCACCAGCGACUUCUGCGUGGCUCCUGAUACCUUCAUCCUGAACAUCACAGAGGGCCAGCUCAGCACAGAGGUGACCCGUUACUACCUGUAUUGCAGUCAGAGCGUAAGCAGCCCGUUCCAGCAGGCACUGACCUCCUUCCAGCGCUCGCUGACCACCAUGCAGAUCCAAGUCGUGGGCCUGCUGCAGUUUGCCGUGCCCCACUUCCCCACGGCAGAGAAAGAUCUGCUCAGAAUCCAGCUCCUGUUGAACUCUACAGAGUCCAGCCUUCACCAGCUCACAGCCUUGUUGGAUUGCCGAGGGCUGCACAAGGACUACCUGGAUGCCCUCGGGGGCGUCUGCUAUGAUGGCAUCGAAGGCUUGCUCUACCUGGGCCUCUUCUCCCUCCUGGCCGCCCUCGCCUUCUCCACCAUGAUUUGCGCGGGGCCUCGGGCCUGGAAGCAUUUUACCACCAGGGACAGAGACUAUGAGGAUAUCGAUGAUGACGACCCCUUCAAUCCCCAAGCCCGGCGCAUCGCGGCCCACAACCCGCCUCGGGGGCAGCUUCACAGCUUCUGCAGCUACAGCAGUGGCCUGGGCAGCCAGACCAGCCUGCAGCCCCCGGCCCAGACCAUCUCCAACGCCCCCGUCUCGGAGUACAUGAACCAAGCCAUGCUCUUCGGCGGGAACCCACGCUACGAGAACACGCCACUCAUCGGAAGAGGCUCCCCUCCUCCCACGUACUCUCCCAGCAUGAGGGCCACCUACCUAUCCGUGGCUGAUGAACACCUGUGGCCCUACAGGAAUGAGCUUCCCGCCUAACACACUUUCAGAGGUUCCUGCCUCCUGGAUCCAUUUUGUUUUUUAAUUAAUCCAAAUGAAAGCUGCGUUUCUUCAAU
Rhinolophus ferrumequinum (greater horseshoe bat) is the source of this 1749-nucleotide messenger RNA. RefSeq names its product tweety family member 2 (gene TTYH2). The transcript has 14 exons. Gene Ontology annotation, molecular function: volume-sensitive chloride channel activity; intracellularly calcium-gated chloride channel activity. Bases 68 to 1672 code for a protein of 534 amino acids. The record is from RefSeq and is a predicted model, not a curated record. Gene Ontology annotation, cellular component: plasma membrane. Lineage: Eukaryota; Metazoa; Chordata; Mammalia; Chiroptera; Rhinolophidae.